Molecule: messenger RNA, 2340 nt
Organism: Musa acuminata AAA Group (dessert banana)
Lineage: Eukaryota; Viridiplantae; Streptophyta; Magnoliopsida; Zingiberales; Musaceae
Product: probable beta-D-xylosidase 7
Exons: 6
Coding region: 1-2340 (779 amino acids)
Biological process (GO): xylan catabolic process; arabinan catabolic process
Cellular component (GO): plant-type cell wall
Molecular function (GO): alpha-L-arabinofuranosidase activity; xylan 1,4-beta-xylosidase activity
Source: RefSeq, a predicted model, not a curated record
AUGGAAACUUGGAGAGAACUCCAUGGUCUCAUCUUUUCCAGCGCACUACUGCUGCUGCUGCUCGCACAACCACCGGUCUUAGUCGUUUCAGCCACUCCUCCCUUUGCAUGCGAUCCUGCAAACCCAUCGACGCGAAACUACGGAUUCUGUCAGACGACGCUGCCCAUCGACAAGAGGGCGACUGAUCUCAUUUCACGCUUGACCUUGGAGGAGAAGAUACAACAACUGGGUCAUAUAGCUCCGGCAAUCCCCCGUCUCGGCUUGCCGAACUACAAAUGGUGGUCGGAGGCAUUGCACGGUGUGUCCAACUGGGGACGUGGUAUUCGAUUCAACGGCACCAUUACGGCUGCUACCAGCUUCCCCCAAGUUAUAGUUAGCGCAGCAUCCUUCAACCCCGACCUGUGGUAUCGUAUCGGACAGGCUAUCGGGGUGGAGGCUCGAGCGAUCUACAACGUGGGACAGGCGGAAGGAUUAACGUUUUGGUCGCCAAACGUGAAUAUAUUCAGAGAUCCUAGGUGGGGCAGAGGCCAGGAGACUCCCGGUGAGGAUCCCGUGACGGCAAGCAAGUACGCCGUCGCCUUUGUGAGAGGACUACAGGGCGAUUCCCCCACAGGGGAGAGGAAGUCUGAGCAGCUGAUGACUUCAGCUUGCUGCAAACACUACACAGCCUAUGAUUUGGAUAAUUGGAAAAGGCAUAGUCGCUACACCUACAAUGCUGUGGUAACAGCUCAGGACAUGGAAGAUACUUAUCAGCCUCCUUUCAAAAGCUGCGUCCAAGAAGGUCGAGUCACUUGUGUCAUGUGCUCAUACAAUCGCGUCAACGGAGUACCCACCUGUGCUGAUUUCAAUCUUCUGACCCUGCAAGCCAGGAACUCGUGGGGCCUCGACGGAUACAUUGCUUCGGACUGUGGUGCAGUUGACCUCAUUUCUGGUGCUAUUCACUACGCCAAAUCGCCUGAAGAGGCAGUUGCUGAUGUUCUCAAAUCUGGAAUGGAUCUAGAUUGCAGUGACUUUGUGCAGAAACAUGCUGGAUCUGCUGUCCAACAAGGAAUUCUAUCCCAAGGCGACAUAGACAGAGCCCUAUUCAACAUCCUCUCCUUGAGAAUAAGACUUGGACAUUUCAAUGGAAAUCCACUACAGCUGCCUGCCGGGAACAUCCCUCCUAGCCAAGUGUGCUCAAAGGAACACCAUGACUUGGCUCUCGAAGCAGCCAAAGCCGGCAUCGUUCUCUUAAAGAACGCAGCCAAUUUGCUUCCCCUGGCGAGAUCCAAGGUUGCAUCUCUUGGUGUGAUUGGCCCAAGCGCUAACAACGGGUACCUACUUAUAGGCAAUUACAACGGGCCUCCUUGCACAGGUAGCACCCCACUUGGGGAACUGCGGAACUACGUCAACGAUACCCGAUUCGUACAAGGGUGUAACAAGGUCGCUUGCGAUGCUGCUACGAUCAAUGAAGUUAUCCUGUUGGCGAGAUCAGUGGACCAAGUCGUCCUGUUCAUGGGGUUGGAUCAAGAUCAUGAGAGAGAGGGUCUUGACAGGAUCGAUCUGGUUCUCCCAGGAUUGCAGCGGAGUGUCAUAACCAAGGCUGCAAAAUACGCAAAAAGGCCCGUCAUCCUGGUGCUGCUCACUGGUGGUCCGGUGGACAUUACGUUCGCCAAGAACGACCCCAGAAUAGGAGCCAUCUUGUGGGCAGGUUACCCUGGUGAAGCAGGUGCAUUAGCGAUCGCACAGGUCCUCUUCGGAGAGCACAAUCCAGGGGGAAAAUUGCCUGUCACUUGGUACCCACAGGAGUUCACGAGUGUGCCGAUGACUGACAUGAGGAUGAGGGCCGAUCCCGCCACAGGCUAUCCAGGACGCAGCUACAGAUUCUACACCGGCAAGCCUGUCUAUGAGUUUGGAUAUGGCAUCAGCUUCACCAGUUAUUCAUAUGAAUUCGAAGCCGAAGCUGUAACUUCGAUCUACCUGAACAGCUCACUAACUCCCCGGACUACAGCAAACUCACACAUUCUCAGUUAUGAUAUCGCAAGCUUGGGCUCCGACACAUGCGGGAACCUAAAAUUCUCUGCUACGGUCGGUGUCAAGAACCAGGGUUCCAUGGCCGGAAAGCAUCCGGUGCUACUCUUCUCUCGCUGGUCAUCCUCGGAACAUGGUAGGCCAAUAAAGCAGCUGGUCGGUUUCCAGAGCGUGCACCUGGAGGCUGGAGAGAGCACCAAAGUGGUGUUUCCUCUCAGCCCCUGCGAGCACCUCAGCCGAGCCACAGAUGAUGGCACAAGGGUGUUGGACAAAGGAUCUCACUACCUCGUCGUCGGGCAAAAGGAGCAUGAAAUCAGAAUCAUCUCCUGA